AUGACAAUAAAUGCUGCCUUUCAAACACGUAUUGAUCAUCUAACAAAAGUCUUCUAUCCCGAACGUGAUCCUUUAAGUAUUCUAAUUCCUGUUACAAUUAUAUAUGUGAUAAUAUUUUUAACGGGAGUAAUCGGGAAUGUAAGUACGUGUAUAGUGAUUUAUCGUAAUAAAUCAAUGCAUACAGCGACAAAUUAUUAUCUGUUUAGUUUAGCAAUCAGUGAUUUAUUACUGUUAAUAUCAGGUUUACCACCGGAAGUUUAUCAUAUGUGGUCACCGUGGGUUUAUGCGUUUGGUGAAACAUUUUGUUUUGUUCAGGGCUUAGCGGCUGAAACAUCCGUUAAUGCAUCGGUUUUUACAAUAACAGCAUUUACAGUGGAACGUUAUGUAGCGAUUUGUCAUCCAUUUUUAUCGCAUACAAUGUCGAAAUUAUCGCGUGCUAUAAAAUUUGUUGUUGGUAUAUGGAUUGUUGCGGUUUGUUUGGCGUUACCACAAGCUGUACAAUUUGGUAUCGAUGAGAAAUAUUUAAAUGGUGAGAUUGUACAAAGUCGAUGUACGAUCACAUGGAUUUUAAUACCACAUGGAUUUGAGAUUUCAACAUUUGUGAUUUUUAUAACACCGAUGACAGCUAUUACAGUGCUUUAUUUAUUAAUUGGUGUUAAAUUGAGACGUAGUCGUAUUUUAACCGUUAAAAAACCACAAAAUGAGAUGCGUAUCACAACAACACAUGGUGGGGGUGGUGGUGGUGGCAAUGGGAAUGGGAGUAAUGGGGGUGCUGCCACUUCGAGUAUUUGUGGUGGUAGUGCAACGGCUGGUACAGGUGCAUUAAAUGGACGUAAUUCUGCACGUAGUUUAUCAGCACAGAAUCGUGUAAUUAAAAUGUUAGUAUCAAGUCUACCAUUGCAAUUGUAUGGUUGA
Messenger RNA from Chrysoperla carnea, 915 nucleotides. RefSeq names its product pyrokinin-1 receptor-like. The coding region runs from base 1 to 915 and encodes 304 amino acids. The transcript has 5 exons. NCBI's taxonomy places the organism in Eukaryota, Metazoa, Arthropoda, Insecta, Neuroptera, Chrysopidae. Gene Ontology annotation, biological process: neuropeptide signaling pathway. Gene Ontology annotation, molecular function: neuropeptide receptor activity. Gene Ontology annotation, cellular component: plasma membrane. The record is from RefSeq and is a predicted model, not a curated record.